This is a messenger RNA of Schistosoma rodhaini, 3636 nucleotides long. NCBI's taxonomy places the organism in Eukaryota, Metazoa, Platyhelminthes, Trematoda, Strigeidida, Schistosomatidae. The record is from the annotation of a GenBank genome assembly.
AUGUUAGAUAAAGGUGAUUCGUCAAUCAAAAAUCAAAUCAAUUCAACAAGCCUCUCAAAUUACGAUAGUAAAAACGAGUGGAAAUGCGGUGGGAACACUAAACUAUUGCACAACAGCAAUUAUCUUAAAAUUAUAAGAGAAAGGAAAAAGAAUAAAAUCAAAGCCAACUUGAGGGAUUCACGAUAUAACAUAGUGGAUCAGUGCAUUAGAGAGGCAGGAUUCACGGUAAUUAAUAAUGAUGAUAUCAAUGACGCAUAUUUAAUAUGGAGCGAUAACUUUUUGUCUUUGGAGAGGAUUAUGAAAUUGGAGCCGUAUCAACGUGCCAAUCACUUUCCUGGUAUGAUUGAAAUAUGUCGCAAGGAUCUGCUUACCAAAAAUUUCUCAAGAAUGCAGAAGGCUAAACCAGACGAAUACAAUUUCAUGCCAAAUACAUGGAUCCUACCACAAGAAUAUGGAUACUUUUCAAAUUAUGCAAGAAAAUUAUAUCGACAAGGGUGUAAUCCAUGUUUUAUACAAAAACCAGCUAAUGGAGCUAUGGGACACGGAAUUCAUUUAUAUUGUGAUAUGAAUAAAAUAUCAGGAAAUAUAAAUGAUGGCAUAAUAAGUGUUAUCCAAGAAUAUAUUGAACAUCCAUUACUUAUUGACGGAUAUAAAUGUGAUCUAAGAGUUUAUGUUCUAGUUACAUCAUGUGACCCAUUAAAAAUUUUCAUAUAUAAUGAAGGUUUAGUACGUUUAAGCGCUGAGAAAUAUAUUAAACCAAGUGAACCAAAUGGAGAUUCCAUUUAUCGACAAUUAACUAAUUAUUCUAUAAAUAAACAUCAUAUUGAAUAUCAUCGUUCCCCUGAUGAUAUCUCGGGUAGUAAACGUUCAUUUACAUUUUUCAAUCAUUAUAUACAAAAAGUGAAACAAUCUAAUCCAUAUAUUAUUUGGGAUAAAAUAUAUGAUUUAAUUAUUAAGACAAUAAUUAUAGCAUUACCCCAUCUAAUGCAUUUCUAUCGUAUCUCAAGGCAUCAAUCAUCAAAUCAGAAUCAUACUACUACUACUAAUAAUAAUAGUAGUAAUAAUAGUAAUAAUAAUAAGCACAGUUCCAAACAGUCUGGAUACCAUCAAGGUAAACAAUAUUCAACAAUGAAUAAUAAACAAUCCAUGCUCAAUAAUCAUCCUAAACAAUCAUCUAAGACAAUGUCAACAUUAACAUCGUUUAUACCAUCAACUAUACACAAAUCUAAAGUAUUCAAUAUGAAUUCUAAUAAAACAUCAUUUAUGUAUUCAAAUUUAUUUGAAAUUUUAGGUUUUGAUAUAUUAAUUGAUGAACAAUUAAAUCCAUGGUUAAUUGAAGUGAAUCGUUCACCAAGUUUUAAUAUAGAUCAACAAUUAGAUAAACAAAUUAAAUAUAAUUUAUUAACCGAUACAAUUCGUUUAUUGAAUAUUAGACCAUCAGAUAAAUCUCGUGUAGAAAAACAACAAAAGUUAACCACAAGGAAACGUUUAUACAAUAGUCACUCUGUACAAACACAAAAUUGGAUGUAUAAAUCAGAUCUCAAUAUUCGAAAUGAUAAGAUUCAUAAACAUAUCGACAAGAAUCGAUCGUCCAUCAAAAAACAUACAAACCAUGAAUUGUUUCAUCGUGAUAAUGUCAAUUUAAAAACAAAUCACCAAUCACCUUUCGCAUAUCAAUUGGAUAUUGAUUAUUUAAAAUUGAUGAAUGAUCAAGAUCAGAUGGAGGGUAAAAAGCUAAGUUUAAAAAUUGAUCAUUUAAAACAACAAUUACAUGGAAUACGUCAACAAUUAUCAAUGGAAUUUUAUGAACAUCAUAAUUGUGGUAAUUGGCAUCGAAUAUUUCCAUCUAAUAAUUCAAAAUUACAAACAAAAUAUGCAUCAUUAAUUAUGACAAGUUUUAAACAAUUCUUACAUAGUAAUCAAAACGAUCUGUUGAAUGAAAUAAAAACUACUUAUUUAAAUCCAAUAACUGAAGAUGAUAUCUAUGAUGAAUUGUCAAAAUUAAUAAAACAGGAAUCAAAAUUGAAGCCUGGAAUAAAUGUUGAGCAGUAUUUGACUUCAGUUUGGUCACAUUGUGUAGAUAUCCGUGACACAAGUGAUAACAAUGAUUCUUCUUCUCUUGAGGAUGAUGAUAUACACAAUGGAGGUAACUUUGUUCAUAACAAUCUCAAUGAAAAUUACCACUCUUCAUACACAAAACAUAAUGAAAAUUCUACAAACCGAAUUUAUUUACAAAAUGAUUAUUUUAUUAAAUCAUCAAUAGAUAGAAAAAUGAAAAGUAUGCCAACAUUGUCAAUAUUACCACCGUCAAAUCAUAUGCAUUUUAAUGGUGCUAAUUUGAAACUAAAUUCGGCUCCAGUAUCUCCAUGUAAAUUCUUAUCAAAUGAAAAUCGUAAUGUAACGAAACAGAUGAUAGAUAAGCUAUCACUUGGCAAGAAAUGGAAAUCAUUGGACAUUGAACGAAAUUUAAAACAUGCAAACAAACGAAUACAAACUAAUGAUAAUAAUAAUAAUACUAUCGCUCAGGUAUCGUUUCGCCCUACUAACCAAAAUAGUGGUCAUGAUAAUACUCAACUCGUUGGUGACAUUGGUGAUAAUCAAAGUUCAAUGGGUUAUGUUGAUUCGACCAAUAAACAUUUGUCGUGCACUACUAGAUCGGAUCAGAAGAAAGCAAGUAAUUCAAAGUCAAUAGCAAAUAUCAAAUUAGGUAAACAUGAAAUGAAUGUUCUGUUAGAUUUCAAUGACAUAACUAACAAUUUACAUAAUUUCAAAUUAUCAUCAUCUCAUCUCAUAAACAAUAAAGAUGAUUAUUUAUAUAAAUCAUCUAUGAAUGAUCAAUUUAUACCAAAACAAUUAUGUUUAUUACCAAUUAUACAUUGGAAUUAUUGUACAUUGAAUGAAAUUGUACCAUCAUUAUUUAAAAAGCAAUUUAAUCAAUCUAUUAUAAUUAGUAGUAUAAAACAACAAUUAAUUAAUUAUUUAAAUAAAUUUGAAAAUAUGAUAAAAAAUCAAAUUAAUUUAAUUAAUUAUUAUUUAUUAAUUAAUUUAUUCAAUAAUCAAUUAUCUAAUAAAUCAAUGUAUUUUAAUAAAUUAGAUCAAUUAAAUAGUAGAUCAUUAAAUAAAGAAGAUUUAUUAGAUUAUUUCAAUGUUCAAUGUUUUAAUAAAAAAAGAAUGAUUAUAUAUCAACAUGAUGAGUGGAUACAAUUAAUGAUACAGAAUUGUUUAAAUUCAUUAAAUUUAAUGAAAAUUAAAAUUCAAUUAGAAGGUGAUUAUUUGCCCAAUGAAGACAUAUGUAAACAAUUUGAAAAUGGUUUAAUGAAUAAAUUUAUUCGUGGUUUACGAAUAACACGUUUAUUAAAUCGAAUCAAAAGUCGACUAUUAAUAAAUCAUGGUUAUUUAUUGAAAAGUAUAAUUCAAAUGAUACCGAAUCUAUCAAUAGUGAAUGAAACAAUAAUGGAGAUGCCCAUGAAAUAUUUACUUACUGAACCAUUGUUAAAUGUUGAAGAAUUAUGUUGUAAACAUUUUCUUAGACUUUGUAUAGAAUCUUUUAUUUUAGAUUAUUUGAAAUAUUUAGAUGGAUUAAUCAAAACUACUGAUAACAAUGAGGAUAGUAUACAUUUCAAAAAGAUUACUUAA